This is a messenger RNA of Prunus armeniaca (apricot), 555 nucleotides long. NCBI's taxonomy places the organism in Eukaryota, Viridiplantae, Streptophyta, Magnoliopsida, Rosales, Rosaceae. The record is from the annotation of a GenBank genome assembly.
AUGCAAAGUGUGAGAGGGUGGGGAGGAGGGAUGGUGAUGCGAUGGGUUUUGGGUGGGCGGAGGAGGCUGCUGCGCAGCGGAUCUGGGUGCCAGGGUGGGUCUGGUUCUGUUCUUUUGUUCUUUAAGCCCAUUAUCAAGCAUACGAGCAUAUCUAAAGGAGCCUAUUACUCCCAGUGGCGUAUCCCGUAUCGGAUACUCGUUUGGAUACGAUACGCUUCGGAUACAGUCCGAUACGCAUUGGAUACGUAUCGCAGUCAACGGAUACGUCAGUUGACUAACGGAUACGAGUAUCCGACAUUCCAGACACGAGUAUCUGACUUUUCGGAUACGAACCUCCGGGCGAAGUUUGCCGUUGAGGAGCCCCUGGGUGCUGCGUGUGAAGAGGAAGGGAGGGGGAAGAAGAAGAAGAAGAUGUCAGACUGGAGGGAGGUAGAGAGGGAGGGAGAGAGAGAGAAGAAGAAGAUGUCAGACUGCAGGGGGAGAGAGACAGAGAGACAGAGAGGGAGAGAAGAAGAAGAUGUCAGACUGAUCUCAAGUGACGACGUCGUUUGCUAA